Molecule: messenger RNA, 1051 nt
Organism: Hipposideros armiger (great roundleaf bat)
Lineage: Eukaryota; Metazoa; Chordata; Mammalia; Chiroptera; Hipposideridae
Gene: IFI30
Product: IFI30 lysosomal thiol reductase
Exons: 7
Coding region: 98-838 (246 amino acids)
Cellular component (GO): lysosome
Molecular function (GO): oxidoreductase activity, acting on a sulfur group of donors, disulfide as acceptor
Source: RefSeq, a predicted model, not a curated record
GAGGCGGGUCCAGCCUGGGGGCAGGGCCACCGCGCUGUUAAAGGCCGCUUCCUCCCCGCUGCGCUGCUCCAGCUGUCGCGCCGGUGCCCGCGCCGUGAUGACUUCGUCUCCACUCCUGCCGUUCCUGCCGGUGCUGCUGCUGCUGCUACUCCAGAUCCCUGCGGCCGCACACGCGUCCCCGCUGGAUACACCCCGCGAGGGGACAGCCCCCUGCAAGGUCGGUGACCUGUGUCCAAAGGUGCCCCUCGGGAAGUCCAACGCACCACUUGUCAAUGUGAGCCUCUACUAUGAGUCGCUGUGCCCUGGUUGCCGGGGUUUCCUUGUUCGAGAGCUCUUCCCGACAUGGCUGAUGGUCUUUGAGAUCCUCAAUGUCACACUGGUGCCCUAUGGAAAUGCCAAGGAACAGAAUGUCAGUGGCAAGUGGGAGUUCACGUGCCAGCACGGGGAGGAGGAGUGCAAAUUUAACAAGGUGGAGGCCUGCCUGUUGGACCAACUGGAGAAGAAUGCGGCCUUCCUGACCAUUGUCUGCUUAGAGGAAUUGGAUGACAUGGAGGACAAUCUGAAGCCAUGCCUGCAGCUCUAUGCCCCCAAAGUGUCCCCUGACACCAUCAUGGACUGCGCAAUGGGGGACCGUGGCAUGCAGCUCUUGCACAUGAAUGCCCAGCUUACGGAUGCUCUGCAGCCACCCCAUGAGUAUGUGCCUUGGGUCGUCGUCAAUGGGAAACCCUUGGAAGAUAUGACCCAGCUCCUAACCCUCGUGUGCCAGUUGUACGAGGGUAAAAAGCCAGAUGUCUGCCCACUCAUGGCCAGCUCCCACAGGGAAGUCUGCCUCAAGUGACAGCCAUUGCCCUUGGAAGGAGCUGAUGGAGGAAGAUCGAGCCUCCACCUGCCCCCCGUUUUUCUGAUCCCAGCUCAGCAGCUAUGGUUUAUCGUCUGAAUAACUUACACAUUCUGUGAAGCCCCAUUAACAUUUUGCCCCAAGAUCAAGAAUCUUGCCCUACUGACAAUGGUGCUAUGUUGAAACUAGUUUAAUAAACCCUUCUGGAUGUUG